Molecule: messenger RNA, 1223 nt
Organism: Papaver somniferum (opium poppy)
Lineage: Eukaryota; Viridiplantae; Streptophyta; Magnoliopsida; Ranunculales; Papaveraceae
Product: NADH--cytochrome b5 reductase 1-like
Exons: 9
Coding region: 165-995 (276 amino acids)
Biological process (GO): electron transport chain
Molecular function (GO): cytochrome-b5 reductase activity, acting on NAD(P)H
Source: RefSeq, a predicted model, not a curated record
CCUCUAAUUAGAUCUACUUUCGAAAAGAAGAAUUUAUUUUCUUUAAAGAUCAACCCUAGAGUUCAAACGCUUUUUAACUUUAGCUUGAACCUUGAAGUUAUCGAUUGUACAAAUCUGAUCUAUCAAGCAGAAGCUUUUGUUCUUUCUCUUGGAGUGUAGUUACGAUGGAUUUGAUUGAGAAACAUGGAAUUGAGUUAGUAGGUGUAGCUGUAGCUCUCGUUGCUGUUGGAGCCGCUUACAUUAUACUCUCCUCCAAGAAACCAAAAGCUUGCUUAGAUCCAGAGAACUUCAGGGAGUUCAAAUGUGUUAAACGUACUCAACUUAGUCACAAUGUUGCUAAGUUUAAAUUUGCACUUCCUACACCUACUUCAGUGUUGGGUCUUCCUAUUGGACAACAUAUUAGUUGCAGGGGAAAGGAUAGCCUCGGCGAAGAUGUUAUCAAACCUUACACUCCAACUACCUUGGAUACAGAUGUUGGUCACUUUGAACUAGUUAUAAAGAUGUACCCACAAGGAAGGAUGUCCCACCAUUUCAGGGAGAUGCGUGUAGGUGAUUACAUGGCCGUUAAGGGACCCAAGGGACGUUUCAAGUAUCAACCUGGCCAAGUUCGAGCUUUUGGGAUGCUUGCUGGAGGAUCUGGCAUUACCCCAAUGUUCCAGGUUGCUCGAGCCAUAUUGGAAAACCCAAUUGAUAAAACCAAUGUACAUCUCAUUUAUGCAAACGUAACCGUUGAUGACAUCCUUUUGAAGGAAGAACUGGAAGGCCUUACUAGUAAAUACCCUAAUCGCUUCAAGGUGUACUAUGUUCUGAAUCAGCCCCCUGAAGAAUGGAACGGUGGUGUUGGAUUUGUAUCCAAGGAAAUGAUUGAGGCCCACUGCCCAGCUCCUGCUUCCAAUAUCCAGAUCUUGAGAUGUGGCCCACCACCAAUGAACAAAGCCAUGGCUGCUCACCUCGAAAGUCUUGGGUACACAUCAGAAAUGCAAUUCCAGUUCUGAUCCUCAGUGUUCUCCAAGUUCUGAUCUUUAGUUUUCUCUUACAUCUCCUAUUUGUUCCCCAUCUUUACGUGGCUGAAGUUAAGAAGAGACAUUAUUUUAUGAUCUAUGUUCUUUUGGGGGUUUAUCUGCAUUUCUAGAACGAGUUAUGUAAAACAUCUGAACUAGUUUUCAGGAUUAAACAAAAAUAAAUGAUUUUUCCUUACUAAAGUUUAUGACCAUUUCACUCCA